GGGCGAGCGGGCGCGCGCGCCGAGGCUGUGCGAGCGGCUGACAUGGCGCACUUGGGGCGUCUCCUGGUUCCCCUGGCAGCCCUGGUCCUGCUGCUCUGGGCGGUCCCUGGGGCCCACGGGCGGCGGAGCAACGUGCGCGUCCUCACCGAUGAGAACUGGACCUCGCUGCUGGAAGGAGAGUGGAUGAUCGAAUUUUACGCUCCCUGGUGCCCAGCUUGUCAGAACCUUCAGCCAGAAUGGGAGAGUUUUGCUGAAUGGGGAGAAGAUCUGGAGGUUAAAGUUGCGAAGGUGGAUGUCACAGAGCAGACAGGACUGAGUGGACGCUUUAUCAUAACUGCCCUUCCUUCUAUUUAUCAUUGUAAAGAUGGUGAAUUUAGGCGUUACCUGGGCCCAAGGACUAAGAAGGACUUCAUAAACUUCAUAAGUGAAAAGGAAUGGAAGAAUGUUGAACCUGUCUCCUCAUGGUUUGGCCCAAGUUCUGUUCUGAUGACUACUAUGUCCGCACUUUUUCAGCUCUCCGUAUACAUCAGGACUAGCCACAGCUAUUUUGUUCACGACCUUGGCUUGCCAGCGUGGGGCUCAUACUUGGUUUUUGCGUUCGCGACUGUGCUUUCAGGACUGAUGUUGGGACUUUUUAUGAUAUUUGUGGCAGAUUGCUUUUGUCCUUCAAAAAGGCGCAAACCACAGCAACAGCCUCCAAAAAAACCCUCACCAGAAUUUUCGCAACCUCUGAAAAAAGUGGAGGAGGAACAAGAGGCUGAUGAAGAGGAUGUUUCAGAAGAGGAAACAGAAAAUAUAGAGGGAGCAAGCAAAGACCCUCCUCAGAGUGGCAUAAGACAGCGCUGUGUGGGCCCGUCAUCGGCUGCAGAUAAAUCCUAAGUUUUACAGAUGUUUUAAUAGUAUGGUUUUGACAAAACAGGAGAUUGCUAUCAUUUCUCUGUUUUAAAGUGAACUGUGAUUUGCUUGUACAUACAGUCUAGAUUGUCAUUAGGUUGGACAGUUCAUUCAGAAAAUAAAGCAGUUAGGUGUAACAGUUUGAAAUAUGAUUUAAGAAUAUUAUGAUGUUUUAAAGUUGUUUAAUUUCAGAAGAUCCUGGUGCCAAGCAGUAAGACUUGUGUUUAUAUUUAAUGAUCUGUUUCAUGUGAGAUUCAAAACUGCCUUUCUCAAGAUUUGCAUUACUGGGGUAUUUAAGAACAUUACUUUAGAGAGAAAGAUUUCUCAUUUCACAUCAUUUUUCUCAGUUUCACUGUGUGAAAAAAAGGAACAUAUUUCCCAUAACUGGGAACGUUACCCGUUGUUACAGAUGUGUCCUUCAUUGAUAACGCUGUGCUUAGGUAGAGUCCACAGCUUCCUCAUAGGCUUUGGACUCUGCAGCUCACAGAACUACCUUCUUAGUAGUUUCAUUUCUACACAUUACAUCUAGGAUAUGCUGCUCACUGCAGACAUUUUUAUAAGUUUAUGGCAUUGUGUUAAUUCCUAAGGUUGAUGGCCUGCUUUGGUCUCUUGUUCACUAUAUGAAUUUUUUUUUAAUUUGCCAUGGGUUAUAUUUUUAAGUUCAAUAAAAUUAACAGUAUCACUAUUGUGUUUACUGUGGGUAAACAGUACUUUUCUAUUGUUUUAUGUUGAUGUUUACUGAGGGAAUCAUCAAAUUGAACUGUUUACUUGAAAAUGUACAAAUUUGGCUAUACAUUCCAGAUUUUAAAUUAUUAUUGUUGAGUGGUCUUGAAGUUUUCUUUGCUUUUCUCUUUUUAAUGUGAAGGUGAAAAUUGCUGAUUUUUAAAAUUUGAUGUGGAAAAGCUUUGGUAUUUUAUAUUUUGGAAAUUCAAAGCUUAAUUUGAUGUAAAAUGAAGUCUGUAUUCUAUUUGAGAAAUAUCUCCUACUAUGUGUUUUUAGCAUAUCUGUCCUCUACAGGUUCUUGAUGGAUUUUAUAGUCAGUAUAUUGCUUUGUGUUUGAAAAUCGUAACAUUGUUAUGUUUUAAAGACAAAUUUUGUAUUGUAUUGUUCUUGUCUGCUAGUACUGUGCAUCUCACAAAUGGGAACCAGCAAGAUGGACUACAUCAUCUUCAUCUUACAGCAAGGGAAGGGUGUUAUGGGGGGGGCGGUCUUGAUGUCCGGAAGGGGAAAGCAGACCACAUGACUCGCAGAAUGAGUCACCCAGCCUUUAUGGACUAGUGGUUUCUGUGGCGCUCCCUCCCUUACGUGCUCUGUGAAUUCCUUAGACUUGCCAUGUUGUAAUGUGCAGCAGCUUCCUUUCAGGCCCCUCCUUUAUAAUAUUAAAUGUUCUGCUGUCAGAGUUUGGGUAUGUAGUUUGUGGUGGCUUAGUAAAACAUUCUAAGCACAAAAUAAAUGUUUCUAAGCACUUCA
Mesocricetus auratus (golden hamster) is the source of this 2364-nucleotide messenger RNA. It is a transcript of the gene Tmx1, whose product is annotated as thioredoxin related transmembrane protein 1. The record is from RefSeq and is a predicted model, not a curated record. The transcript has 8 exons. Bases 43 to 879 code for a protein of 278 amino acids. NCBI's taxonomy places the organism in Eukaryota, Metazoa, Chordata, Mammalia, Rodentia, Cricetidae.